Messenger RNA from Musca vetustissima, 996 nucleotides. Its product is annotated as putative phosphatidate phosphatase. Gene Ontology annotation, biological process: signal transduction; phospholipid dephosphorylation; phospholipid metabolic process. The record is from RefSeq and is a predicted model, not a curated record. Gene Ontology annotation, molecular function: phosphatidate phosphatase activity. Lineage: Eukaryota; Metazoa; Arthropoda; Insecta; Diptera; Muscidae. The transcript has a single exon. The coding region runs from base 1 to 996 and encodes 331 amino acids.
AUGCAAACAACUAGCGAACGAAUCGAACCCACCACAGCAGAAUUGGCGGAAAAUCGUAAGCUUCUACAUCGCAUAUUACUGGAUCUCCUUAUCAUAAUUGUCCUGCUAAUACCAAUAGCCCUAUGUGAAUUUGCCAUUGAACCCUUCCGUCGUGGCUUCUUCUGCGACGAUGAGACGAUACGUUACCCGUUCAAGGACAACACCGUAACUCCCGUCAUGCUGGGAGUAAUUUUGACAAUACCUCCCCUUAUCAUCAUUGGCAUUGGCGAGUAUAUAAGGCAAUAUAAAAAGGGUACCAUCAGCAGUAGAAGAUACCUCUGGGGCUGUCGCAUACCGAUAUGGUGUUGCAAUUUUUUCAAACAAGUGGUUUACUUUUCCUUUGGUGUCCUGCUGACCUUCGAUGCCACGGAAGUGGGAAAAUAUACCAUUGGCCGGCUGAGGCCCCACUUUAUGGCUGUGUGUCAGCCACAAUUUUCAGAUGGUUCGACAUGUGCGGAUUCCUUUAAUCAACAUCGUUAUGUGGAGAAUUAUUUUUGUUUGGGGACCGGCUUUACAUCAGCUGAUGUUCGCCAGGCGCGCCUCUCCUUUCCCAGUGGCCAUUCAAGUAUGACUUUCUAUUGUAUGGUAUAUGCUGCCCUAUAUUUGCAAAAGCGUAUGCAUUGGCGCAGAUCAGAUUUGACCCGACAUUUUAUACAAUUCACCUUAGUGAUGGUGGCAUGGUUUACCGCUCUCACACGCAUCAUGGAUAAUUGGCAUCAUUGGUCGGAUGUUUUGUGUGGUUCGUUGAUAGGUGUUGUGGCUGCCUUAAUUACUGCCAAUUAUAUAAGUAAAUUUUUCAAAAAAUCGUAUUCUGAUAUGACAGCGUUGAGGUUGUCAAGGCAGGAUACUUCAGCCACGUUGAAUGAGGUGUUGGCCCAUACACCACCACCCUAUACUGUGGAGGGUCAGCCAGCUCCAGUGUUUGCCAGCAGUGAUCAAUAUUGUACCAAGGUGUGA